Sarcophilus harrisii (Tasmanian devil) is the source of this 1925-nucleotide messenger RNA. Its product is annotated as probable E3 ubiquitin-protein ligase TRIML1. Lineage: Eukaryota; Metazoa; Chordata; Mammalia; Dasyuromorphia; Dasyuridae. The record is from RefSeq and is a predicted model, not a curated record. Gene Ontology annotation, molecular function: zinc ion binding.
AUGGAUGCUGUCACACUAGUCCAGAAUCUCCAGCAGGAGACCACCUGCAGCAUCUGCCUGACAUUCUUCUCAAAGUCUGUCACCCUCGCCUGUGGGCACAACUUUUGCCAAGUGUGUCUGACCAGAAGCAUGGAAAAUGAGGUCACACAUGUCAUUUCUGAAUGCAGGAAAGUCUCCCACAACUUCUCUGGCCUCAAUGUGCACCUGUCAAAGCUGUCAGCUGUCUGUAAGAAUCUCAAUCCUCAGAACUUGAAGAACCCUGUAGGACAAAAAUACUGUCAGAAGCACCAGCAAGUCCCCAAGCUCUUCUGUAAGGAGGAGCAGAUCUCCCUUUGUAUAUAUUGUACUGAAGAUCAAGAGCAUGCAGCUCACAGCUUUUCCCCCAUUAAAGAGGCUGCUUACAAUUGCAGGAAAAAGCUCAAAGACACUGUACCUCAUUUGAGAAAGAAGAUCAAGGAAUGGAAGGAACUGAAAUCUUCAAAGUAGAAAAAACUAGAUAAGUGGAGAAAGUUAAUUAGAGGAGAAUAUGCAAGAAUUCAUCGAUUCCUCUAUGAGGAGGAAAAGAAAUAUAUGGACCAAUUGAAACAUGAUGAAUACAAGGCUUCCCAGCUAAGGGACAACUACUGUAAGACAAUAAAUCAACAUGUGAAAAACAUGGAAGAUACUCUCCGAGAGAUAGAUGAAACAAGAUGCAGACCCGAUUUGGACCUGCUUGAGUCUUUCACUCUAGAGUUAAGAAAAUAUCCUGUCACUGGGAUGAAGAACUGGCUAGAGAAAUUUAAAGUAAAUAUCACUAUGGAUCCUAUGACAGCCAGUAACUUCGUGGUUAUAUGUGAGGAUUUGAAGAAGGUAAAACAUGGAGAUAACUGUCCAGAGCAGCCCAACUGCCCUGAAAAAUGUCCUUAUUAUUUUGUCUUUGCUGAGCAAUCAUUUGGUUCUGGCAUCUACUACUGGGAGGUGGCCACCAAGUCCCUCAGAAAGAAGAAGACCACAGAGUACUCAGCUGGAUAUCUAUACAUGCUUCGCUGUGAGAAGAGAGGAAAUAAAUUCUACCUCGUCACCCGACCAGGAUCAGUUUGCCAGCAAAUGAAAGACCCCGUGUCCAUAAUUGGCAUAUAUCUGGAUUAUACUGAAAGAACCCUUCUGUUCUAUGAUGCCAUCAAUGCCUCCCUCAUCUAUGGAAUGCACAUUAUGGCACUCACCAAGCCUGUCAAGCCUCUCUUCUCUCCUUGUCCCCCUAUGCCAGGAACAACAGUUGGUUACAUAAAAAUCUGUCCACUGUAAGGUAGCCUUUAAGAAUCAAGGCUCACCAUAAAGUGUAGUAAUAAUAAUAAUAAUAAUAGUCACAGGCAGAGAUAUAUACAAAAUGUUCAGCCUCUAUAGAAGAGUCUUUCCUUAUGAGUCCAUGAGACAUUUGCUAGCAUGUUUGACUGCCUACUGAAAUGCAAUUCAGGGAUAUCAUUCCCAAGUGGUUCAUUUUUCAUUGCUAGAUUGUUAUAACAAAUCAGCUUUUUAUUUGUCACUGCUGCUGGAUUAUGUACUUUUUGCAAGAGCUGAAUUGCCUUAAAUUCCAAUGGAGGGGAUCUAGGUCAGAGGUUUCUUCCCUCAGGAAAGUUUCCCUGACUGGAUUAUGUUCCAUUUAUAAACAGCAAUUAGAUUUUUCCAGUUGGGUUUAGUUCUGUCCAACCUCCUUUAGGAGCUUGUGCUUUGUUGAGCUGGGAUUAAUCUACUCACUCAGCUAUGCCCUUCUAAAACUGACUGACCUUCCCAAGAAUUGGGAUUAGGAGGACUGCAAAUUAAUUAAUUAUUAUUAUGAUCGUGUCAUUUCUCGCAAUAGCUGAGGCAGAAAGAAAUUGAAAGAAUAAAGAUAGAAGAUAAAAUGCUCUAUUUACUAAUGAUCUGAUUAUUUCCUUGGAAAAUCCAAG